AUGGAUAAACGUCAACUUGAACAAGAAAAGCAAAACAAAUCUUUUAUGGACACUGUGAAAGCUGAACUCUUCUCACCAGAGAAACGUCAAGGAAAUCUCAACAUUGCACUUUCGGUUACUGUCUUCACUGGCGCCAUCGUCUUCCUUCGUAAUUGGGGUGAACUCUUGGCUGUUUAG
Molecule: messenger RNA, 177 nt
Organism: Mycotypha africana
Lineage: Eukaryota; Fungi; Mucoromycota; Mucoromycetes; Mucorales; Mycotyphaceae
Exons: 1
Coding region: 1-177 (58 amino acids)
Source: RefSeq, a predicted model, not a curated record